Molecule: messenger RNA, 1485 nt
Organism: Caenorhabditis angaria
Lineage: Eukaryota; Metazoa; Nematoda; Chromadorea; Rhabditida; Rhabditidae
Source: the annotation of a GenBank genome assembly
AUGGUGAAUUUGUUCGCAAAACCCGUCGAAAGCGACGAAGAAAUGGAAAUCGAUGAAAGUGGCGACGAAUUGGAAGAAGAUGAAGCUGUAACAGUUCGAAAGAAGAAGAAGGUGGCAAAUGCGGCCGACGAAUUCUCGCAAGACUUUGUUUUCGAUAAUGGCGGCAAUGUGUUCAUCGACAGAGAAACUGAGGAUUUGCAAAAGUAUUUGAAGAAGCAAAUUGUGCCGUCGUUGGAUGAGAAAAUUGCCGAGAUGAGAAAGUUGAAGAAUACGGGAAAAGCUGUGAUUGUUGAAGGGGAGAAUGAGAAGGAUUUGGAUGUUAUUGAGGCAGGAGGAGAAGAGGAUGAUGUACAACAAUUGGGAGGAAGAGAAACUAGAGGUUCGGUUGGGUUUUGGGGAUUUUCAGAGUUAACAAAAAUAUUUGGAAUUUUUAGAGAUCAAAUACAUAAAGUUACGGAAAAGCUAGACUUUAUGAUUUUUUGUGGGAAACCAGGAGAUUCUAUUGAAUGCUAACCUAAUUUUUUUUCAUUUUCAAAAAAACAUCCCAUUUAUGACAUUUUUUUGUCAAAAACGCUCAUGUUAAAUUUUUUCCUAAUUUUUUUCUUUUUCAAAAAUUCAUCUCUAUACCCAUUUUCGGCCAGAAUCUCACGCAAGUUUUUUCAAAAAUUCCACUGUUUCAAUUAUUUCGUAAAAUAUUUAUUGGAAUUUGAGUUUAUUACUGGAUUUAUGUUGUUUAUUAAAUUUUCCAAAAUUUCAAGUUUCAACAAAUUCAAAACGUGAAUAAAGUUCGGAAUUUUUAGAUUUCAGAUACAAAAAUUAUAAAAUUUAUUCAGUGUCAAAUAGAAAAAAAUCCGUAAAAAGUUAGAAAAUUCGAAUUUUAUUGAAUUUUUUGUCAAAUUUUCACCUUGCGACCGAAAUCUUUAUUUUCGAACGUGACCUUUCUUUCCCACGUGAAAAUUUUCAUUUCAAUAUCUUCAUUUCUGAAAAAUUCGAACCUGGAAACGUGGGAGCCUCACCUCAUUCAUUCCAACCAUUCAUUCCCUCAUUUCAGAUACUGUUCGUGAGAAGAAAAAAGCGGGGCGUUCCCGAAAAUCCAACGCAGAUGACGAUUUCUUCUCGGCUUCCAUCGAUGGAAAAAAUCUCGAUCCAACAGUUCAAAUCAACUUCGAACAAAUGAAUCUAUCGCGUCAAAUCCUAAAAGCAAUCUCUGGUGCUGGAUUCAGUGAUCCGACGCCAAUUCAACAAGCAUGUAUUCCCGUCGCGUUGACCGGAAAAGAUAUUUGCGCGUGUGCUGCAACUGGAACCGGAAAAACUGCCGCAUUCGUGUUGCCAAUCUUGGAACGUAUGUUGUAUCGACCGAAAGGACCGAGUUGUACACGGGUUUUGGUGUUGGUUCCAACUCGUGAAUUGGCUAUUCAAGUGUUUCAAGUGUUCCGAAAAUUGUCGACUUUUAUUCAACUCGAAGUUUGUUUAUGUGCAGGUUAG